AUGGAUUCCUUACCAUUACAUAAACAAAUUCUUACCUUUACAACUUCAAAAAUGAUCAAUAUACAAGUUAUUAAUAUUCAAAUUUAUCUUUUACAAUUUACAAUGGCUAUUAAAAAGAAAAGGGAUUUUAAUCAGCUAAUAAUUCUUGAUUUAUUGAGUUCUAAACGUCGUAUUUUAAGAAGAUUAAGAUUAGCUAAAAAAAACAGGAAAAAAAGAAGCUGUUGGUUCUAUAUUGGACGCACAGAUUUGUGGUGGCAAAAUCUCAUAUUAAACAUUACACCUAAAGAAGCUUAUAAAAAAAACUUUCGAUUAGAUAAAAAUUCCUUUUUUGAACUUGUCUCCCUUCUUGAACCUUAUAUAUCUCCAGAUUCUUACUCACCAAAUAUAAGAGCAAUCACACCAGAUAAAAAAGUUGCUAUAACGCUAUACUAUUUAAAAGACAGUGGUACAUUGAACAUGACAGCAAACACUUUUGGAAUUGCAGUUUGUACUACUUCAGCAGUCAUUUUUGAAGUUUGUAAUGCUAUUGUAAAGUAUAUAGGACCAAGGUUUGUUAAUUUACCAAAAAAUAAACAGCAAAUGAGAGAAAAAAUAUCUGAGUUUGAGUCAAAGUUUGGAAUGAUUCAAGCCUUUGGUUGUGUUGAUGGCACUCACAUUCCCAUUGUUUGUCCAACUAAUCAUUCUCAAGAUUAUUUUUGUUACAAACAAUACUAUUCAUUACAGGUUCAAGCAGUUUGUGAUUACAAAGGCAGUUUUUUGGAUGUUGAAUGUAUGUGGCCUGGUAGUGUGCAUGACGCUAAAGUCUUUUCAAACUCUUCUAUUAAUACUAAUUUGAGAAGUUCAAGACUUCCAGGAACCUUUCAAACUAUUACUAAGAACAAAAUAAAAGUUCCAUGCUACCUAAUUGGAGAUCCUGUAUAUCCACUACUUCCACAUUGUAUGAAAGAAUAUAGUACAUGCAAGAAAAAUGAUGAAGUCAUUUUUAACAGUAUGUUGAGGACUGAACGCAACCCUAUAGAAUGUGCUUUUGGUCGACUUAAAGCACGUUGGAAAAUUUUGACCAAAAAAAUGGAUUUAAAACUUGAAAAAAUUCCAACAGUAAUUUAUGCAUGUUUUAUUUUACAUAACUUUUGUGAACGACACAGUAUCUGCAUUGAUGAAGAGUUAGUAAAAAUACAAGUUGAGGUAAUAAAUGAAAAUGAAAAAAAUUUUAGAAAUUUACCAGAUCCAAUUUUUUCUUGUAUUGACGGUGAAGGUGAAGUUAUUCGCAAAGCAUUAACUGAGUACAUUAGUGAAAAUUAUGUUCAAAAGCAAACUGUUUACACAAAAUAA
Hydra vulgaris (swiftwater hydra) is the source of this 1332-nucleotide messenger RNA. RefSeq lists its product as uncharacterized. The record is from RefSeq and is a predicted model, not a curated record. NCBI's taxonomy places the organism in Eukaryota, Metazoa, Cnidaria, Hydrozoa, Anthoathecata, Hydridae.